UGUAAGUCAAACAGCAUAGCUACUGCUCGGCACAAUACAGCCUAUUAUAGUACAAAUAAAACCGAUAUCUCAAAGACCAUAAUAAACCAAUGCCGUGAUUCGUUUUCUGCAUCUCGUCCACGCGUGCCGAUUCUCUUCCCACUCUCUACGUGGCAUCGCAAUCAUUAGUUCACAACCACCACCCAACAUGGCCAACACGUCGGCAAAAGUCGUCAUCAUUGGCGCCGGCAUCGUGGGCGUCAAUGUCGCAGACGAGCUUCAAUCGCGCGGUUGGACAGACAUCACCAUUGUUGAGCAGGGUCCGCUGGCUAUGCCUGGUGGUUCAACGUCCCAUGCGCCGGGGCUCGUCUUCCAGACCAACCCGUCCAAGAACAUGUCGCUAUUUGCCAAAUACACUGUGGAAAAGAUGCUAUCACUAACAAAAGACGGCGUACCAUGUUUCAACCAAGUAGGCGGCUUGGAGAUUGCGACGACGCCCGCGCGCUUGGAGGAUCUGAAGCGCCGAUACGGCUAUGCCAAAUCGUGGGGCAUCCCUGCCGAGCUUAUAAGUGCAGAAGCCUGUUUGGAAGCAUAUCCUCUUCUAAACAAGGAACUUGUACUGGGCGGCCUGAAAACACCCACCGAUGGAUUGGCCCUCGCAGCCAGCGCUGUGCAGGCGCUCAUUGAAAAGACAAGAGCAGCAGGCGCCGUGUACAUGGAAUCAACACCUGUGACGGGCAUUGAAAAGCUCAACGGCCGAGUUACUGGCGUAAUCACACCUGAUACCACAAUCGCUGCCAACAUUGUAAUAUCAUGUGCUGGAUUCUGGGGCGUCGAGAUUGGCAAAAUGGUCGGUCUGCCAGUUCCGCUGCUGCCCAUGGCCCAUCAAUACGUCAAGACGACUACCGUUUCCUCACAAGUCGGAAAGAAUGAGCUUCCAAAUGGCGCAACGCUGCCCAUUCUUCGAUAUCAAGAUCAGGACUUGUACUACCGUGAGCACGGCAGCCAGUACGGCAUUGGCUACUAUGGCCACCGCCCUCUACCAUUCUCAGCGGCGUCUCUACCAGCAACGUCGAAAGAUGUCAGUGAACACGAUAUGCCAUCGCGACUCGAAUUCACAAAAGAAGAUUUCGACUCGGCCUGGCAGCUAUCUCAGGAACUGCUGCCAGCGUUGAAAGAUGCCGAAAUCGCAGACGGCUUCAACGGAAUCUUUUCAUUUACACCAGACGGUGGACCUCUCGUUGGUCAAGCACCGAACCUCGAUGGUUUCUACGUUGCGGAAGCCGUUUGGGUCACACAUUCUGCUGGUGUGGCCAGGGCUCUUGCUGAGGUCUUGACUACUGGCCAUUCAUCCAUUGAUCUGGCAGACUGCGAGCUCUGCCGCUUCGAGGACGUUCAAUUGACAUCUUCCUAUGUCAGCGAAACCUCACAGCAAAACUUUGUCGAGGUGUACGAUAUUCUUCAUCCUCUGCAACCCAAGGAUUCGCCUCGGAAUCUCAGAGUCAGUCCUUUUUAUGUGCGACAAAAGGAGCUCGGCGCAUUCUUCCUGGAAGGAGGCGCCUGGGAGCGGCCGUAUUGGUUUGAAGAGAACCGCAAGCUGCUUGACGAAUUGCCUGACGAGUGGAAGCCUGUCGACCGAGACGACUGGUCCGCACGAUAUUACUCACCCAUUGCGGCCGCUGAAGCCUGGAAAACACGAACCUCGGUUGCCAUGUAUGACAUGACGCCUCUACGACGCCUCGAGGUUUCGGGACCAGGAGCAGCAACGCUGCUAGAUCGCUUGACUACGGGAAGCGUGACUAGAAAGCCAGGCGCCAUCACAUAUACGCUGCUUCUAAACGACAAUGGUGGUGUCCGCAGUGACAUUACUGUGGCAAGACUAGAAGAUGAGCUGUAUCAAGUUGGUGUCAACGGACCCGUGGAUACGGCAUAUUUCACUCGAGAGGCUCGCAUUCAGAGCAAGCUCGAGCCUUGUAAGUUUGUCCAGAUUCGCGACGUUACGGGAGGUACAUGCUGUGUAGGUCUCUGGGGGCCCAAGGCAAGAGAUGUGAUUUCACUGGCGACAACAGACGACUUCUCUGACAAGGCAUUGAAAUACUUCCGGGUGAAGCGUGCCAACAUUGCUGGUGUCCCAGUCGUCGCCAUGCGACUGUCGUAUGUGGGCGAACUGGGUUGGGAGAUUUAUGCCAGCGCAGACAACGGCGUCCGGCUCUGGGAUGCACUCUGGAAAGCAGGCCAAUCCCAUGGUAUCAUUGCUGGCGGCCGCAGCGCUUUCAACGCGCUUCGUCUGGAGAAGGGCUUCCGCUCCUGGGGCGCCGACAUGACGACAGAGCACGAUCCAUUCGAGGCAGGCUUGGACUUUGCCGUCAAAGCUGAUAAGAAGCCUCAUGUUGGCCAGGCUGCGCUGCAGGGCCGGUCCAAAGACACUUGCACUCGCCGCCUGCGCUGUUUGACGGUCGAUGACGGCAAGUCCAUGGCCAUGGGCAAGGAGCCCGUGUUUGUCAAUGGGGAAGCAGCAGGUUAUGUCACCAGUGCAGCCUUCGGAUACACAAUCAGAAAGCCAAUCAUAUAUGCAUACCUUCCAGCAGCAGUGGAAGAUGGUGCUGGCGUCGAGGUGGAAUACUUUGGCAAGAGGAUAGCGGCCACCGUCACGCCAGAGCCAGUCUAUGACCCUACCAUGGCUAGAUUGCGCGGUUAAUGACCCUUUUUUGCUUUCUUUUGUUUUCAGCAUGUGAUGACUACAGUUUUGAUGCAAUUUAGCAAAUACGUAAUAUUACCAUUGUACAGUCAAACCUGUUCGUCCCAUUGUUUGUGUUUGCCUCUCCCUGUAAGCAUGUAUAAUCCCGGGAACAAAGAGUUCCGUAGCGACUCGGCGGGGUUUGUUCAUUUGCUAGAAACACUGUCUUUGAUGAAUCUCGAUUUCUUCUGAAAUGACAAGAAAGCACGUCAUUGUUAAAGGUGAAGAAGGGACCGACUGGCGCCUCCGCUAUCCCUUUAAGAUCGGGAAUUUAGCCCAGAUUUCCAACGAGAUGACAUGUCUCAGAGUUGACUGCACCCUGGCUGCAAUGUUUAGAUUGUUCCGCUCCGCCUGUGAAUAAAAAGUUACAAUUAUUUGUCCGUCGGCCUGGCCUGAAGCCGAGUAAGCAGCUCUCUCUCGCUGGCCAACUUAUGGAGCCCGCGUCUGUCCGGCUGAUCGGCUCACAUGAACAGGAACCACAAACAACAGAGUUCAGCCCAUCACGAACCGGCCGUGGGGGCGCCCCCGAACGCGGCAUUGGUCCUCCGGCUGGCCGACGCCAUCUCGGUUCAAGGCCGUC
Messenger RNA from [Torrubiella] hemipterigena, 3296 nucleotides. The record is from the annotation of a GenBank genome assembly. NCBI's taxonomy places the organism in Eukaryota, Fungi, Ascomycota, Sordariomycetes, Hypocreales, Clavicipitaceae.